CAUUUGGCCAUGGCUGUCUACCUGCUCCUGAUUUUUCUCUUUCCCUUUAGUACAUCUCUUCAAAUGUCUGACAGUGGAAUAUUUUCAAUCUAUAAUGAAGAUAGCAAGCUCUGCGCCCAAGCUCAAAACUCUAGCUCGGUCAUAACUAUCGCUUGUGAUGAGCACAAUGAGUUUCAAAAGUUCAGGUGGGUCUCUGCCACGCAGCUGCUGAGCAUGGCACUCAAGCUGUGCCUGGGAGUGCUCGCCAAGGACGACGAGGCUGCCAUCACGUUGGAAUCCUGUAACAGGACGAAUGAGCUCCAGUGGUGGGAAUGUAGAAAUGAGAUGCUUGCAACCCACGGCAAGGAUUUAUUUUUCAACUAUGGCAGAGGGAAGGGGAAGAAAAUCAGGUUGUCCAAGGGAUCGGGCAAAGGGAGCAGGUGGAAAAUCCAUGGAACCGCAGACAGCGUGUGCUCCCAGCGCUAUGAGGAUAUCUAUACACUGGGAGGAAAUGCCUUUGGUGCACCUUGCGUGUUCCCUUUUAAGCUCAAUGGUAAAUGGUAUGCCGAGUGCAUCCCUCGGAGUCAUGACGCAGGCUCUCUCUGGUGUGCAACUUCUUCAGAUUUUGAUAAAGACCAAUUUUUUGGAAAUUGUCCACUAAAAGACACCAUCCACAAUGACCUUUGGAAAACAAAUCCUGUGACAGAAACCCACUAUCAGAUAAACUCAGAGUCGCUUUUGACAUGGCACCAAGCAAGAAAAAGCUGCCAGCAGCAGAAUGCAGAAUUAUUAAGUGUCACAGACCUUCAUGAAGAAAUGUAUUUAUUAGGGCUCACUAGUGACCUGGGUGUCAAUGUGAAGCUCUGGACUGGUCUUUUCAGUGCACUUGACAGUGGCUGGCAGUGGAUUGGGGGCAGUCCUUUCAGAUACCUAAACUGGGCUCCAGGAAAUCCCUCUGUGGAAUCUGGAAAAAUAUGUGGGACCUUCCAAGGUAGGAAUGGCAAAUGGGAAAACCAGGUGUGUGAUCGGAAACUGGGAUAUAUCUGCCAAAAGGGAAACUCCUCCUCAGAUUCCUCCACUAUUGCCUCAGGUGACUUAAAGCCUUUUAAGUGCCCCAGGGAAUGGGUGGCCUAUGCAGGCAGUUGCUAUAGAAUUUACAGAACACCCAAAAUAUGGAAAGAAGCCCAGUCUUCCUGUAGAAAAGAAGAUGGAGAGCUGGCGAGUAUUCAUAAUAUUGAGGAGUACAGUUUUACAGUGUCUCAGCUUGGGUACAAGCCAGAUGAUGAGCUGUGGAUUGGUCUAAAUGACUUCAGGGUUCAAAUGUAUUUUGAAUGGAGUGAUGGGACACCUGUGACUUAUACCAAGUGGCAUCAGAGAGAGCCAACCCACACACAGAAUAAGGCAGAUUGCAUCGUUAUGAAGGGAGAGGAUGGAUCCUGGGCUGACAGUGCUUGUGAAACGAAACUCGGUUACGUCUGUAAAAGGAAACCUUUGGCAGAAGAACCAGGGGAAGCUGAGGUUACUUACCCAGGCUGCCAGAAAGGCUGGAUGAAGCACGGCUUUUACUGCUAUUCUGUGGGGCAGUUACCAGCAACAUUUGCAGAAGCAAGACAAAUCUGUGAGGAAAACAAAGGUUACCUGGCUACUGUGACAGACAGAUAUGAACAAGCUUUUUUGACUUCUGUAAUUGGAUUCAAUCCAGCAAAGUAUUUCUGGAUUGGUCUCUCAGAUGCAGAGGAGCAGGGGACAUUCAGGUGGGCCAGCGGGGACCCGGUCACCUUCACUCACUGGAAUGCGGGAGUGCCUGGAAGAGAGUCAGGCUGCGUGGCCAUGGUAACAGGAACUUCAGCUGGAUUAUGGGAUAUUUUGAACUGUGAAGAAACAAACAUGUUUCUCUGCAAGCAGCUGGUGGAGGGAGUGACCCCACCUCCUCCUCCGACGACCCCUCUCCCGUCGUGCCCAGAGGGAUGGCAAUCCAUUCCUCAGAGCAGCUCCUGUUUCAAAAUUUUUCAGGGAGGAAGGGAGAAAAUGCAAACGUGGUUUGGUGCAAGAGAUUUUUGCAGAGCCAUCGGAGGAGACCUGGCAUGUAUCCACAGUGAAGAAGAACAAAACCUAAUAGCUGGCUUAAAUAGAGAUUAUCUUCAGUUAUCUUACUGGAUGGGUUUAAGUGCCUUGGACUCCAACAGCGGAUUUAUAUGGAGUGAUGGCUCACCAGUAAAUUUUGAAAAAUGGGCAAAUGGAGAACCAAACAAUUAUGAUGGAAAUGAAAAAUGUGGCGUGUUUAAUGGCUACAGUGAUAUGAGCUGGAAUGAUUUAUUUUGUGAACAUAUGCAGGACUAUGUCUGCCAAAUAAAAAAAGGAACACCACUGAAACCAGAGCCUACUUCCACAUUCAAUUAUGAAUAUGUUGUUAGUGAAGAUGACUGGAUAAUAUAUAAUCACAAGGAAUACUACUUCAGCAAGGAACCAAUGCCUAUGGAAAAAGCCAGGGACUUUUGCAAGAAGAAUGGUGGUGAUCUUGCUGUCAUUGAGAGUGAAAGUGAAAAAAAUUUUCUUUGGAAAUAUACUUUCUAUAAAGACUGGGGAAUUAACUUUUAUAUUGGCUUAAGCGUGAGCCUUGACAAGACAUUCCGAUGGAUGGAUGGAACUCCAGUGAACUAUGUUGCCUGGGCUCCAAAUGAACCCAAUUUUGCAAAUAAUGAUGAAAACUGUGUGGUCAUGUAUACCCAAACAGGUACAUGGAAUGAUCUCAACUGUGGCAACGUUGAGUUAUUCAUAUGUGAAAGACUUAACAAUACUGUUCGUCCACCUGUUGCUCCCACUUCACCACCACCAAAGGGCGGGUGUCCACAAGACUGGCUCCUCUUUGAUAACAAGUGUUUCAAAGUAUUUGGCCUUGAUGAAAAUGAUACAUUGACAUGGCAUGCUGCGCGGAACAAUUGUAUUAGUUUUGGAGGAAACCUGGCUACUAUAUCAAAAAAGGAAAUGCAAGCUUUCCUCAUGUCCCUCUUAAAAAACGCUGCAACUGAUGCUUGGAUUGGACUGAAUGACAUAAAUCAGGAGCACACAUACUUAUGGACAGAUGGAAGCCCAGUUUACUACACAAAUUGGGCGAAAGGUUCCCGAAGUUAUCAUAGUAAGGAUCAAUGUGUCUUUAUGAUGAAGAACCCUAUUGAACAGUCAGGGAAAUGGAAAGAUGAAGAAUGUAAAACAAGCAAAAGCUACAUAUGCCAGAAAAAUUCUGACCCCAAACUGCAAAAAUUCCAACCCGUAGUUCCAAUGUUUGGCUUUAACAAUUAUGGUGAUGACCGCUAUGCAGUCAUCAACUACAAAAUGAGCUGGGAAGAAGCACAGAAGAACUGCAGAGACCAGUCUGCAGAUCUCGCCAGCAUUUUGGAUCCUUAUGCUGAAUCUCACCUGUGGUUACAAAUAUUAAAGCAUGGGGAGCCUGUAUGGAUUGGUCUUAACAGCAACACCGCUCGUGGCCAUUACACAUGGUCAGAUAGAAGGAGGAGCAGAUAUCACAAUUGGGCCAGUGGAGAACCAAAUAAGAACACAGCCUGUGUCUAUUUAGAUUUGGAUGGUUUUUGGAAGACAGCAUCUUGCAACGAAACAUUUUUAUCUCUCUGUAAACAAUCCGAUGAGUUAAUCCCUAGUGAACCACCACAGCUUCCUGGAAAGUGUCCUGAACUGAAGCGUGGUAGAUAUUGGAUUCCCUUCCGUGGUCAUUGCUACUAUGUUCACACCACUUCCGAGGAAAGCUGGCCUGAUGCUUCCAUGAUGUGUAUUCAAAUGGGUGCUUCUCUGGUUUCCAUAGAAGAUUCAGCUGAAAUGAACUUUCUUUUACUUUAUUUGUCUCCACUUGCAAGUGACUUCAGAAAGUUUUGGAUAGGAUUGUUCAAAAAUAUUGAUGGGGAAUGGAUAUGGACAGACAGAAAUGCGGUAGAAUUUGUCAACUGGGAAAAAGAAGAGCCUACAGCAAUUUUUGAUGAACACUGUGUUGAGAUGGAUGUCUCAAGUGGAACCUGGAGCAACUAUUACUGCUCUGUUGAGCAGAAUUUUAUUUGCAAAAUCCCAAAAAUUAUUGAAGUUGAGCCAACCCAUGAUUCACCUGUCAAUAAAGCAUCAAAAAAUGAAGCUGCUGCUUCAUCUGCAAAUAGUUUAGGUGGAAUGAUUGUUAUACUGAUCUUCCUUCUGCUAUCAGGAACUGGCCUUACAUGCUAUUUCUUCUAUAAAAAAAGACGUGAUCGACAAACAAUUACAGCCAGUUUUGACAAUGCCAUAUACUGUGGUGAUGCUGACUCUGGAACUCAUGAAUCAAAUUGUCUUGUGACCAAUAUUGAACAAAAUGAGCAGGCAACAGUUUAAUAAGCAGGGUAAUCUUGGGCCUGAUUUUGAAAGGAAUUAAAGUGCUGGAAUACAAGAAUUCUUAAGGCAAAGCAAUUUUCUCCCAUGGAAAUUCUAGUUCAUUUUGCACGGGAUGCUUCUUGCUUUCUUUACUAGCAGGAACAAGCAAUCUUGCAAGGCAGAUCCAGAGAUCUGCUCACAAACUGUAGUACCUGGGAGGACUGUUGAACAUACAUGUGGAGCUACACCGUGUAAGUGAACACUCAGGAGGUUCCAGUCUCUGCAUGGGUCCAGCAUCACCUUUAGGCACAAGAAGAACCAUGCUCACCGCAGGCAACUGAGAACGUGAGAACGUGCUCCUUAGCAUGCUCCAAAAAGUAUAUUCAGAUCUGCAGGUAUCCUGAAAAUGCCACCCUGAUCUCCAGCACAGACUGGCAGAAUUGCACAGGUUGGACGGGACCUCCAAGCUCAUCUGGUGAAGGUCCCUGCUCAAAGCAGGACCAGCUCCCUGCCUCAGCCAGGCAGCCUGGUUCUAAGUAAAAGUUCUUCUUAAACAGAACAAUUUAUCAUAAAAGCAAAAAUAACAGGAAGGAGGGAUGGGAUUAUUAAAUUUCUAUACAUGAAUGAGCAUCCACUUUUCCUAGUCUAGCAUGUUCUUAAAUGGCAGUAACGAUUUGUCUUUACCAUCUUGUGAAACAGUGUGUCUCAUUGCUUCUUUAUCCCUGACAUUUGAAAGUUUACCCUAAUAAACAUCUAAUGA
Messenger RNA from Aptenodytes forsteri (emperor penguin), 5086 nucleotides. RefSeq names its product macrophage mannose receptor 1. Bases 10 to 4347 code for a protein of 1445 amino acids. The record is from RefSeq and is a predicted model, not a curated record. Gene Ontology annotation, molecular function: signaling receptor activity. NCBI's taxonomy places the organism in Eukaryota, Metazoa, Chordata, Aves, Sphenisciformes, Spheniscidae. The transcript is spliced from 30 exons.